UAGAGCUGACGUGCUCGGGGCUCGCGCCGCUGACCAGCCGUACGACGUGAUCUAAGUUUUCUACAUUUGCACAUUGCGCAUACGCGGCGUUAAUAGACCAACUGUUGACUGUAUGUUGUGUAAAACUAGCCCAAAGGCAAAAGUGUUAGGCAACAAGAGACAAGAGGCAAUGUGUUGUUGUGUGCGUGUGCGUGGGUGCCACCACGAACAGCCUCACCAACACCAAGAAUCAAUAGAGAACAUAGCAGACAGCAAAUACAGCGUAGGCACUUUAAUUGUUUAACGGUUUGCUAUUUUAUUGAUUGCGGUUGCUGCGCAUUCACACACACACACGCAGAGAGACACAGCAGACACACACACGCGCAGACAGUGCAACACAGACACACAAGCGUGCCGCACGUUGCUGCUACACGUGAGCGGCUCGAGCCCCCAAGCAGAGCGUGAGCGCGAAUGAGAAGCAAACAUUUAGAACAGCAAAGCUUUGGCGCACACAGGCAAACGAACACACACACACACACACAGCCAGCGGCCGGCACAACGGCAACUUGUGGCCGCAGCUUUUACGUCUCAUGCGAGUGCAAUGUGAAUGCGAACGGGCUCGUGGCCGUGUGUGUGUGUGUGUGUGUGGAAGCUUCGGUUCGCUGCAUUUGGAGACGUCGACUGGAGCCCAAUGCAAAUACUUUGAGCAUUCAACUUUGUUCGCUUUAGGCAAACGGUUCGUGUUCUCGCGUCUUGCUACAAUUUCUAGAAUAAAUACAAACACUUGAGACUUAUCAAAAAAACAAAAUAUAUAUUAAAUAUAUUAAACAUAAUUUCAUAUAUUAUUGUUUAAUAUAUUCAACCAAUUGAGCUUGUGCUCAACAAAAAACUGAAAAGCCACUUUCAAAACAAAUCACAUUUGAACCACUGUGAAAUAAAUUGCAACUGCAAAAAAACACAAAAGGAAAUCGGCACAUGUUAUAAAAGAAUUGCUGAUUGAAAUCGAUUGUUAGAAUAUAUCAAUAUAUGUCAGAAUUGAGCAAUGUGCCAAACUUGGCAGUUUAAGAACAACCAGGUAAAUUAUAGCAUCCACAUACCAGACUAUAUAUAAAGAGGAUCUGUGAUGGACUGGUUACUCGCAACACCUCAGCUUCAGAGCGUCUUCUCCUCGUUGGGCUCCCUUGUGGGCGGCACCUACGUGGUCAGUCCCAAUGCAUUGGCAAUUUUGGAGGAGAUUAACCAUAAGCUUACCUAUGAGGAUCAAACGCUGCGCACUUUCCGUCGCGCCAUCGGCUUUGGCCAGAAUGUGCGAGUCGAUCUAAUACCAUUACUCGAGAAUGCCAAGGAUGAUGCGGUGCUCGAGUCAGUCAUACGCAUAUUGGUUAAUCUUACCGUGCCGGUGGAGUGCCUGUUCUCGGUGGAUCUCAUGUACCGCACCGAGGUAGGGCGUCACACAAUUUUCGAGCUGAACAAGCUGCUCUACAACAGCAAGGAGGCCUUCACCGAUCCGAAGAGCACCAAGAGCGUUGUCGAGUAUAUGAAACACAUUCUGGAAUCGGAUCCCAAGCUAUCGCCGCACAAAUGCGAUCAGAUCAACAAUUGUCUCCUGUUGCUGCGCAACAUUUUGCACAUACCGGAGUCGCAUGCACACUUCGUGAUGCCCAGGCUGCAGUCGGGCGGCGGCCAUCAGGUUUCCAUGCAGAACACCAUAUUAUGGAACCUAUUCAUACAGAGCAUUGAUAAGUUGCUCCUAUAUCUGAUGACCUGUCCGCAGCGUUCGCUCUGGGGCGUGACCAUGGUGCAGCUGAUUGCGCUGAUCUACAAGGAUCAGCAUGUGAGCACCCUGCAGAAGCUGCUGAACUUGUGGUUUGAGGCCUCACUGUCGGAGAGCUCGGAUGACAAUGAGAGUAACACGACGCCACCCAAACAGGCCAGCGGCGACUCCAGUCCCAUGCUCACCUCAGAUCCCACAUCGGACUCUUCGGACAAUGGCAGCGGCGGCAAGAAGGAAAGCUGCGAGGGGCGACGUCAGGCUCUGCGUGAGGGCACCGAUGCCACGCUACACGAGGUCAGUCGCAAAGGGCAUGAAUACCAGAAUGCCAUGGCCAGCUCGAAGGCGGCCAACUAUAUACUGGAGGGACCCUGCUCGGCCCAACAGCCGUGGUCCGACUAUGAGAUGCAGGAGUACAAAAAGAUGACUGCCGUCAUCAGCGAACCAUUAAAUCUUUCACAACCAGCUGACAAUGUCAACUACACUACCAAUGCGAAUUAUGCUCGCACCACAACCACAGAUACCUUGACCAAAACGACUAGCCUAAAACAUGAGGCCUUUAAGCCACCCGCACCACGUCGAAACACCCUCUCGGCCAUGUUGUCGGACAAUUACGCACCACUCUCGUUUAUUUCGGCCGUCAAGCUGGGCCAGAAGUCACCGCACGCGGGUCAACUGCAGCUAAUCAAGGGCAAGUGCUGUCCGCAGAAGCGCGAGUGCCCAUCCUCACAGUCGGAGCAAUCCGACUGUGGCUAUGGCACCCAGAUGGAGAAUCCAGAGUCCAUAUCCACAUCCAGCAAUGAUGAUGAUGGUCCCCAGGGCAAGCCGCAGCAUCAGAAGCCGCCGUGCAAUAUUAAGCAUCGCAGCAAACAACGCACCUUCGCAGUACCGCAGGAUACAAAGGAUCUGCGACGCAAGAAGCUGGUCAAGCGUAGCAAGAGCAGCCUCAUCAACAUGAAGGGCCUGGUGUUGCACACGCCCAACGACGAGGACAUAUCCAAUUUGCUUAAAGAAUUCACAGUCGACUUUUUGCUCAAAGGCUACAACUAUUUGGUAGAGGAGCUGCACUCCCAGCUGUUGUCCAAUGCGAAGAUGCCCAUUGAUACAUCGCAUUUCUUCUGGCUUGUCACGUUCUUUCUCAAGUUUGCCGCCCAGCUGGAGCUGGACAUGGAACACAUCGAUACAAUACUCACCUUCGAUGUUCUGAGCUUUCUAACCUAUGAGGGUGUUAGCCUGUGCGAGCAGCUGGAGCUCAAUGCGCGACAGGAGGGCUGCGAUCUGAGACCCUAUUUGCGUCGCAUGCAUCUGGUGGUCACGGCCAUACGCGAGUUCCUGCAGGCCAUCGAGGCCUACAACAAGGUUACCCAUCUCAGCGAGGAUGAUCGCUAUCGUCUACGCCAGCUCCAGCUGCAGAUAAGCGCCACCACAGAUCUGCGCUGUUUGUUUGUUCUGUUGUUGCGACGAUUUAAUCCCAGCAUCCAUUCUAAGCAGUAUCUACAAGAUCUGGUCGUGACUAAUCACAUUCUAUUGCUGAUUUUGGACAAUGCUGCCAAAUUGGAAGGCGGCCAGACCAUUGGACUCUCGGAACACAUCUCACAAUUUGCCACCUUGGAGGUGAUGCACUACUAUGGCAUUCUCUUGGAGGACUUCAGCAACAAUGGCAAAUAUGUCAACGACUGCAUCUUUACCAUGAUGCAUCACAUUGGCGGCGAUCUGGGCCAGGUUGGCGUUCUCUAUCAGCCUAUUAUAUUGAAGGCCUACUCUCGCAUUUGGGAGGCCGACUAUGAUAUAUGCGAUGACUGGAGCGAUCUAAUUGAGUAUGUUAUUCACAAGUUUUUGAAUACGCCACCCAAAUCACCGAUGGCUAUACCAACCGCUUCGUUGACCGAACUGACUAAGGAGCAUAAUCAGGAACACACUGCUUGCCCCUGGUCACAGGAGGACAUGGACUCGCUCUGUUGGUAUUUUGUGCAGAGCAAGAGACAAAACGAUGUGAUUGGCAAAAUUGCGAAGCUGUUUAGCAACAAUGGCAACAAGAUAAAGACACGUAUUUCUAUCAUUCAACAGCUGCUGCAACAGGACAUUAUUACGUUGCUGGAGUACGAUGAUCUGAUGAAGUUCGAAGAUGCCGAAUAUCAGAGAACCCUGCUGGCCACGCCGACAUCGCUGACAACCGAUUCGGGCAUUGAGUUGAAAGAAAGCGCAUAUGGCAAGCCCUCGGAUGAUGUGCAGGUUCUGCUCGAUCUGAUUAGAAAGGAGAAUAAGUCGCAGCAUUUGGUGUGGCUGCAGAAAUUGUUGCUCGAGUGCUGCUACGUCAAGAUGAUGAUCAAGUGCGGCAGCUGCCAGACGGAUGUGGAGCCCAUCAUGGAGCCGGUGGUCUAUCAUUGCAUGUUCAAGCAGAAGCCUAUACCGGUGGUCCAGUGGAACAAUGAACAGUCGUCGACGAUGCUCUAUCAGCCCUUCAUGCUGCUGCUGCACAAGCUGGGCAUACAGCUGCCCGCGGAUGCGGGCUUAAUAUUUGCCAGAAUACCAGAUUUUUGGACGCCAGAGACGAUGUAUGGGCUGGCAAAGAAGCUGGGACCGUUGGAUAAACUGACGCUCAAGUUUGAUCCUCGCGAUCUGGAGGAUGCUCCCCCGUCGCGCCAUCACACCGGCGCCCGCAACUCGCUCAGCUCGAUAAGCAGCCUGGAGGCUGAUUUCGGCGAUACUGAGGGCCUGGCACUCAUACCCGAGGUGGAUGCAGCUGUAGAGAAGGCAGCAGCAGCGGCUUCUGCUAUACCAAACAAUGAAAUAUUUGCUUUGCCCAGGGUCAAGCACAGCAACUCCAUCAUCAGAUACACGCCGGAUCCGACACCGCCCGUGCCCAAUUGGCUGCAGUUGGUCAUGCGCAGCAAAUGCAACAAGCGACGCAGCCCAGCCACAGACGCCAGCGAUUGCACCAGCUCCAGCACACUGAUUGCCGAGGACGAGGGCAAGUCAUAUGCCUCCAUGGCGCAGGCUUCACAAACGAAGCUGAACGCCGGCUAUCCGACUAAUACGCUGGUCUGUAUGAACAAGUUGAGCAACUGCAGCUUCACGGCGCCACCGAAUGAGAACAGCAGCAGCUCCGGCUGCGGUGGCACUGCAUCUUCGAUGUCAAUGCCAAGUGGGCCGGAUGGGAGUUCGGCGGCGUUGAUGAAGUCGUCGUUUGAGCGGCUGGCGGUGACGGGCGCACGCUACGUGCGGCACAGCAAUACGGAUCAGGAUUACAGCGCCUUGGUGGCAUCGGUCUACGAGAACGAGUUAGCCAACAGCGACAAUGUGUCAGUGGCCUCGGACUUGACCCGCAUGUAUGUCAGCGAUGAGGAUGAGAAGCAUGACCUCCAAUUACAACAGGUGGAGGGACAGACAGAAAGGCAGAGUGAAAGAGAGGGAGAGAGACACUAAGGUGCGAUUGAAGUGAUUCGAAUGAGUUGGAUGAUUCGAGCUAUUCGAGUCAUGCGACUGAUUCGAGUCAUUCGAAUGAGGCAGACAAAGGCAGACAAUGAACCGACCCAAGCCAGCUUUAUGGCAGUUAAUUUUAGUACCUUAACAUUGAAAAUCUAUUACCUAAACCUAUAAUACCUAUAUCGUAUAUACAUAUAUCAAAUAUCAUAUUAAAUGUUGAAUUUUCUUAAGCAACAACGAUUUACAUUGUUGUCGGUGCAUAUGCCAAUGCAAGGAAAAUAUCUAUUUAAAAAAUUGAGAUAUGAAUGAAAAUUAAUUACCAAAAUAUUAUUUUUAAAAAAAGU
Messenger RNA from Drosophila novamexicana, 5520 nucleotides. It is a transcript of the gene tim, whose product is annotated as protein timeless. The transcript has 15 exons. Gene Ontology annotation, molecular function: DNA binding. Gene Ontology annotation, cellular component: replication fork protection complex. Lineage: Eukaryota; Metazoa; Arthropoda; Insecta; Diptera; Drosophilidae. Gene Ontology annotation, biological process: DNA replication checkpoint signaling; replication fork arrest; DNA repair. The record is from RefSeq and is a predicted model, not a curated record. The coding region runs from base 1103 to 5176 and encodes 1357 amino acids.